Messenger RNA from Aspergillus melleus, 354 nucleotides. Its product is annotated as DUF2423 domain-containing protein. Bases 1 to 354 code for a protein of 117 amino acids. Gene Ontology annotation, cellular component: preribosome, large subunit precursor. The record is from RefSeq and is a predicted model, not a curated record. Lineage: Eukaryota; Fungi; Ascomycota; Eurotiomycetes; Eurotiales; Aspergillaceae. The transcript is spliced from 3 exons.
AUGGCAAAGAGUGUCAGGGCCAGCGUUAUGAAGCGCAACAAGGCGAAGUUGCGCGCGACUGUCUUUGGUCCUGCAGUUGAUGCACGCACUGAGCGACUUUCGGCCAAACUUCAGGAGCUUGCUUCUCAGCCAAAACCAAACAACCAGGAAACCCCCAAUGCGGAGAACAAGGAAGACAAUAAUGCUGCUGCGGAAGUCAAACCAAGUGAAGACAUGGAUAUCGAUAAGGUGUCGACCAAGAGUUCCCAGAAAUCAGGGCGCAUUCACAAACGCCAUAGCAAUCGAAAGAACCGCUCAUCCAUUGUCUUCCGUCCGCAUCAAUCCAAGUCCAAGAAAGGUUCCAAGAGGAAGUGA